AUGGGUACCAUCCUCGCAGCACUUGCGAAUCAGUUUCAGGCGUUACUCGCUCGGGCCCGUGACGGCGACACCGACGCUAUCGGCUGGCUGGCGUUGGGUGUAGCGGCUCUUGUUUGGCUGAUGACUCGCGCAGCACAGGCCUUGGCGACGUUGCUGUCUCCAGCGAAACCUGCCGAAGGUUUGGAACUUGCUUAUCCGCCACUGUACACAGAAGGGUUUCCGGUUGUCGGCAACGUCGCGGCGUUUGCGCGUAACCCGCUCCAACUGGCGAAGCGCGCCUAUGCGCAACUCGGGGACGUGUUCACGCUCCGUGUUGGGCCCAAGCGGUUCACUUUCCUGGUGGGACCCCGAGCGCACGAGGUUUUCUUCCGAGCCAAUGACGACGAGCUGGAUCAGGGUCCAGUUUACGGGUUCUCCGUUCCGGUCUUUGGCCGCGGAGUCGUCUACGAUGCGCCGCUCGCCAUCCGCCUUGAGCAAUUCCGCUUUGUAUCAACCGCUCUGCGGGCUGCGCGUUUGCGGGAGUACGUGCCGCUCAUGGUCGCGGAAGCAGAGACAUACUUCAAGCGGCAUUGGCAUGGAACUGACGGUACAGCUGAUCUUUUGAAAAGCUUAUCUGAGUUGAUCAUUCUCACUGCAUCCCGUUGUCUAAUGGGCCGGGAAGUGCGCGAGCAACUGUUCGAAGAGGUGAGCACCCUCUAUCAUCAGCUAGAUCAAGGGAUGCAGCCGCUUUCGGUUUUCGCUCCGCAUUUCCCCUGUAAAGCGCACUGGCAACGCGAUCGAGCCCGUCGUGAGAUGCGUCGGUUAUUCGCGUCCAUCAUCGCGAAUCGACGAAAGAGGUACCAGGAAAUCGCAGCACAGGCAGAGAGCGUGGGGCAGGACCCGCAACAGGCGCUGGAGGCCGCGAAAGAAGUCGACGUCUUACAAGUUUUUAUGGACUCGCAGUAUCGAGACGGCUCGCGGCUCACAGACGACCAAAUCACUGGCCUGCUUAUUGCCGUGCUUUUCGCGGGCCAGCACACGAGCACCAUCACAGGCACUUGGACAGGAUUAUUGAUGCUUCGGAAACCGGAGCUCGUUACCCGCGUGCGCGCCGAACAGGAGCAGGUAUUGUACGACGAUGACGGCUGUUUCAAAAUCGAUUACGAUGCACUGCUACGAUUGGAUGUGAUGCACCGGUGUAUCAAAGAGGCACUGCGCAUGUAUCCACCGUUGAUUUUCCUGAUGCGUGAGGUCGUCAUUCCGCGAACCUACCGUGACUACGUCAUUCCGAAAGGUGACAUCGUGGUGGUUUCACCUCCGUUGGCGAUGAGUUUGCCGGAGGUUUUCGCUGAUCCCGAUCGUUAUGAUCCCGAUCGGUACGCGCCGCCUCGCGAGGAGGAUAAGCGCGUGCCUUUCAGUCAUAUUGGAUUCGGCGGUGGCCGUCACGCUUGCAUGGGAGAACAGUUCGCUUAUCUCCAGAUCAAGACCAUCUGGAGUGUCAUCUUGCGGGACUAUGAUCUGGAACCCGUAGGUCCGCUGCCGCUUCCCGACUAUUCCGCGAUGGUGGUGGGGCCCAAACCUCCGUGCCUCGUUCGGUGGCGCCGGCGAACACCCUGA
Cyanidioschyzon merolae strain 10D is the source of this 1596-nucleotide messenger RNA. RefSeq names its product cytochrome P450, family 51. Gene Ontology annotation, molecular function: heme binding; oxidoreductase activity, acting on paired donors, with incorporation or reduction of molecular oxygen; iron ion binding. The record is from RefSeq and is a predicted model, not a curated record. The transcript has a single exon. NCBI's taxonomy places the organism in Eukaryota, Rhodophyta, Bangiophyceae, Cyanidiales, Cyanidiaceae. The coding region runs from base 1 to 1596 and encodes 531 amino acids.